UGCCACCCUCUAAUUUUUAAUUUCAUUUAACAUUUUUUUCUAAAUCAAAAGCUAAGGAAAUGUCCAAAAACCCUUUCAAAAGAUCAACAAUUACAAAAUCCUACCUCAAAUUUACUAUUUCUACAACCAAACACUCCCAUCGAUCUCCAAUUAUUCCCUCAAAAAAACAUCACAACCAUGUCUACUUCUCUCCGCACAACCACCGCUGCUUCUCGUCUCAGUCGUCUCCUCCGCUCCUCCUCCUCUUCCAUAUCCACACUCGCUCUCUCCGCUUCCUUUCUCUAUUUUGCCGGAUCUAUCGUCUCUUCUCCACUUCUUUAUUAUUCAUCCUCUCUCACAUAUGCCUCACUCCCUCUUCUAAAUCUUUACCGGAGAGCCGUCACGUUUCUCCUAAGGGAUCUCCAUUCAAAAUUGGGAUUCCCAAGUUUGCGAUCGUAUCCGAUGAUAAUAAGUUCACUCAGUUUUCGCCUCUUAUUCUACGAUCACCCCACAUCCUCCUCAGUUUCCGCCGUCGCGACAUCAGAAGACUGCUCUCACUUCUACUGCAACGAUUGUGUCUCGAAAUAUAUAGCUGCAAAAUUACAAGACAACAUCCUCUCAAUCGAGUGUCUUGUCUCUGGUUGCGAGAGCUCUGGUCGGCUCGAGCCAGAUAAGUGUCGUCAAAUCUUGCCAAGAGAGGUUUUUGAUCAGUGGGGUGAUGCUCUUUCUGAAGCAGUAUUGAUGCGUUCAAAGAGAUUAUAUUGUCCUUAUAAGGAUUGCUCUGCUUUGCUUUUCAUUGACGAGAGUGAAGUGAAGAUGAAAGAUUCGGAGUGUUCUCAUUGCCAUAGAAUGGUGUGUGUAGAGUGUGGGACUAAGUGGCAUCCGGAGAUAACUUGCGAGGAGUUUCAGAAGCUAGCAGAAAACGAAAGAGGAAGAGAUGAUAUUUUGCUCGCGACGAUGGCAAAGAAAAAGAAAUGGAAAAGAUGUUAUUCUUGCAAACUUUAUAUUGAGAAGUCUCAGGGUUGCUUAUACAUGAAGUGCAGGUAUAUGUAUAUUCUUCUUCUUCUUAUCGCCUGUGAUGCAAAUUUGUGAAACAAUGGUUUUUUUUUUAAUAAUUUGUUUAACACAUUUUGCGUUUUGCUACAAUAAUGGAACUCCGUCGAGGGACCAUUCUCAUUCUUGUAACUAUUGUAAGCGUUGAUUUAGCAUUAGUAUUUCUUAUUAUAGGUCUCUAAAGGUAAAGCCUAAAGCUAAAGAUUAAGCUUUAUGGAUAUGGAUUUCUAUUUGGUCUUGAUGCUUUGUGCCUAUUUUCUCUUCUUUUAAACUAUCUUGAUAGUUGUACUGAAGAGAUUGUGACUAAAAAUGAUUCAAUUUGCCUUCAGACUUCAAGGGUUUUGCGUUACUUUGACAUUGUUUUGAUCUAGAGGAUAAAAUGAACAAGUUUCAAUUUCUUGACUUCGAAAGUAAAAUG
Molecule: messenger RNA, 1450 nt
Organism: Arabidopsis lyrata subsp. lyrata
Lineage: Eukaryota; Viridiplantae; Streptophyta; Magnoliopsida; Brassicales; Brassicaceae
Product: probable E3 ubiquitin-protein ligase RNF144A-A
Exons: 1
Coding region: 178-1071 (297 amino acids)
Biological process (GO): positive regulation of proteasomal ubiquitin-dependent protein catabolic process; protein polyubiquitination; ubiquitin-dependent protein catabolic process
Cellular component (GO): cytoplasm; ubiquitin ligase complex
Molecular function (GO): ubiquitin conjugating enzyme binding; zinc ion binding; ubiquitin protein ligase activity
Source: RefSeq, a predicted model, not a curated record